ACACGUCAGAACGUGACGUGACCCUGCGAAUCGGGGCAUCUGCUCCAUUCUUAUUCCGACGCUGACACAACCUGACCGAGUAGUCGCCUGCCAAAGCUUGUCGAGAAUAGGCCUGAUCUGGUCCGUUCCGAGUAAUCAAUUAAUAAAUGGACAACAAGACAUUGGCCACUCCCAUUACCGGGCCCAUGCGCCUGGCACUGCUGGACAGGUCGAAUCCCGUGUUCUCCUGCUACCUGGUCUGGAUGAGUUUGCUGGUGCUGAAAAUGCUGUGCAUGUCGCUGCUCACAGCCCGCCAGCGGAUGAGGACCAAGACCUUUGCUAAUCCCGAGGAUCUUCGCCUCCCCAAGCUCAGCGAGGUGCGAUUCGGAGAUGCCCAUGUCGAGCGAGUGCGUCGUGCUCAUCGGAACGAUCUGGAGAAUGUGCUGCCGUUUAUGUUAAUGUCCCUGGCCUAUGUGGCCACUGGGCCGCAUCCGAUGGUUGCACGGCUGGUCAUACGCAUCGGGGCAAGUGCCAGAGUGCUGCAUACCAUGGUCUACGCUUUCGUCCCGGUGCCCCAGCCGGCCCGGGCCCUAGCAUUCUUCACCACCUUUUUAAUCACCUGCUUUGAGGCGAUCUAUGUGCUCGUCUGCUGUAUCAAGUAUAUCUAGACGCAAAUAGCCCGACGGGCCAUUAA
Messenger RNA from Drosophila pseudoobscura, 673 nucleotides. Its product is annotated as microsomal glutathione S-transferase 1. Gene Ontology annotation, cellular component: membrane. Lineage: Eukaryota; Metazoa; Arthropoda; Insecta; Diptera; Drosophilidae. The transcript has 2 exons. Bases 147 to 647 code for a protein of 166 amino acids. The record is from RefSeq and is a predicted model, not a curated record.